Messenger RNA from Funneliformis geosporum, 303 nucleotides. The record is from the annotation of a GenBank genome assembly. NCBI's taxonomy places the organism in Eukaryota, Fungi, Glomeromycota, Glomeromycetes, Glomerales, Glomeraceae.
AUGUUACAUUAUUUUGCAUAUAUUAUCAAGAUCUUUAAAGAAUAUCAAAAUUCAGAUUUUAAAAAAAAGGCCAAAGAAUUAGAUACUAAAAUCCAGUGUUUGCAUAUAGCUAUACUAAUUGUUGAAGAUGAUAACUUAAAAAAUUCUGAAUUAAAUUUAACUGAAGGUGAUUUGCAAGUUAGUGAUGAUGAUAUUCAAGAUACAGUAAAUAGUAAUAGAAAUAAUAAUUUGACUUUAGAUAAACCUAUUGAACCCCAUACUGAGAAACAAGAACAAGAGUGGAAUGCAUUUGUUAAAGAAUAG